Messenger RNA from Sparassis crispa, 186 nucleotides. RefSeq lists its product as hypothetical. Gene Ontology annotation, molecular function: catalytic activity. The transcript is spliced from 2 exons. The coding region runs from base 1 to 186 and encodes 61 amino acids. The record is from RefSeq and is a predicted model, not a curated record. NCBI's taxonomy places the organism in Eukaryota, Fungi, Basidiomycota, Agaricomycetes, Polyporales, Sparassidaceae.
AUGAAGGAGGUGAAAGAGGCUGAGAAGAUGGGCACAUUGGUUGAGUUCUUCGGUACAGGCACUGUGGCAGUCAUCACUCUCGUCGACCGCAUCGGUUAUCUCGGCGAAGAUAUUUAUAUCCCGACUGGUCCGAAUGGCAUGAGCCCCAUUUCGCCGCCCAUUUCGAACCAGUUAACUAGCAUCUAA